CCGCGGCGGCAGCGGCCGGGGCGGGAGCAGGGCGCGCUCUGGAGACGAGUCAGCGGCGCCCCGGGUGGGGGGAGGCGGGCGGGCAGCUAGAGAUCACCUCAGCAGCCCCCACCACGGCCGGACCGAAGGUGCGGCGGCAGAGGGGAGCCAGGGCGCCCCAGCAGGUUUCCAGUAAUUAUCUACAGGAAUCGCCAUGACCCCAGCUCUGAGGGAGGCAACAGCAAAGGGUAUCUGCUUUUCAUCUUUGCCAAGUACCAUGGAGUCUGACAAGAUGCUAUGCAUGGAAAGUCCAAGAACUGUAGAUGAAAAGCUAAAGGGAGAUGCUUUCUCUCAGAUGCUGGGAUUUCCGACUCCCGAGCCUACUCUUAAUACUAAUUUUGUGAAUUUAAAACAUUUUGGCUCUCCUCAGUCUUCAAAACAUUAUCAGACAGUUCUUUUAAUGAGUUCUAAUUCUACAUUAAAUAAAUACAAUGAUAAUUAUAAACAAAAAAAAUUGGGGGAGCCCAACUGCAAUAAACUGAAAAACAUACUGUGUAAUGGCAGCAACCUUCAGCUCAGUAAAAUCUGUCAUUCUCAUUCUGAAGAGGUCAUCAAAAAGGAACCUUUAUCAGAUACCACAAGCCAGUGCAUGAAAGAUGUACAAAUUAUUUUGGAUUCAAAUGUAACCAAAGACACUAAUAUAGAUAAAGUACAACUGCAAAACUGUAAAUGGUACCAAAAGAAUGCACUUUUGGAUAAAGUUACUGAUGCUGAGAUUGAAAAGAGUUUAUUGCACUGUGCUCAAAAGAAAAUUGGACCUGGACACUCAAAUGUGCCUAUUAGUUCUUCAGCUGCUGAAAAAGAGGAGGAAGUGAAUGCUCGUUUACUUCAUUGUGUAAGCAAACAGAAAAGUUUACUUAGCCAGGCUAGAAGAACUCAGAAACACUUGCAGAUGCUCCUGGCAAAGCAUGUUGUUAAGCACUAUGGUCAGCAAAUGAAAUUUUCUAUGAAACAUCAACUCCCCAAAAUGAAGAUCUUUCAUGAACCUACCACAAUUUUGGGUAACAGUUUACCUAAAUGCACUGAAAUUAAACCAGAAGUCAACAUAUUGACUACAGAGAAUAAAUUAUGGGAUGAUAUAAAAAAUGGCUUUGCACAGUGUACAGCUGCAGAAAUCCAAAGAUUUGCACUGUCUGCUACAGGGCUGUUGUCUCAUGUUGAAGAGGGUCUGGAUUCUGAUGCAACUGAUACCAGCUCUGAUGAUGAUUUGGAUGAAUAUACCAUUAGAAAAAAUGUGGCAGUUAACCGUAGUACUGAAUGGAAGUGGCUUGUAGACAGAGCAAGAGUUGGCAGCCGAUGGACUUGGCUUCAAGCCCAGAUUUCAGAGCUCGAAUACAAAAUCCAACAACUAACAGAUAUUCACAGGCAGAUUCGUGCCUCCAAGGGGAUAGUGAUCCUAGAAGAAUGUCAACUUCCAAAAGACAUCUUGAAAAAACAAAUACAAUUUGCAGACCAAGCAGCUUCGUUAAACACUACAGGGAAUCCUCAGGUUCCCCAAGAGUGUCAAGAUCCUUUACCAGAACAAGAUUUUGAAAUGUCACCAAGCAGCCCUACUUUACUUCUUCGAAACAUAGAAAAACAGAGUGCACAGUUGACUGAGAUCAUCAACAGUUUGAUUGCCCCUCUCAACUUGUCCCCAACUUCAUCACCCCUCUCCUCCAAAUCCUGUAGCCAAAAAUGUCUGGCUAAUGGCAUUUCCAGGAGUUCCUUGCAGACUUUGCCUUCAAAAGAAACAUUUUUAAAUACUACACAAAUGCCUUGCCUACAAUCAGCUUCAACUUGGGGUAACUUUGAACACAAUUCAGAGUCUCAGCUAUUAAGAGAACGUGUAUCAGAGUUAGAUUCCUCUUUCCAUUCUGUUCUAUCAUUGCCAUCAGGUAAGCCUCCUCAUAAAGCCUACAGUAAAAAUGUUGAAGGACAGGACUUGCUUUUCAAAGACUAUCCUAAUUACUUGAGUAGCAGUCAGCAAUGUGCUGCUGAAAGUCCUCCUGAGCCUCUUUCUGAUUGCCAUGACCUGUGUGCACGUGGUUCACCUUCUUUAAAUCCAAGUCAAGAAAUCAAAUCUUUAUGGUGGGAACGACGGGCUUUUCCACUGAAGGAUGAAGACGCAACAGCCUUAUUAUGCCAAGAUGAAAAAAAGGAUCAGAUUGAAAGGUCAAGCACAGUUUUCCAUGGUGAAAUCUUCUGUACCAGUGCACCAGAGAAUGGCCACCACCCAAAAAAGCAGUCAGAUGGAAUGCAAGACUGGAGGAUGGUUGUUCUUCAGCCAUUGGAUGAACAUAAUUUGGGUGAAGAAGAGGUGGAUGAAAUCUGAUUCUUGCUGUCAAGGAGUCCCAUACAUAGCACUUCUGUGAAUCAAUGGAGAAAUGGAUAUUCACCUACAUGUAAACCUCAAAUAAGGUCAGAAUCUUCUACACAACUGUUACACGGAAGAAAGAAAAGACAUUUGAGUGAAACAGCAUUAGGAGAAAGAACUAGAUUUGAAGAAUUUGCUUUUCAACACACAGGACCAGGAUCCCAUAGCAACUUUACUGCUGUUUCUAAUGUCAACGUUUUAUCAAGAACCCAGAAUUCAUCAUCACAGAAUACUACACGACGGAGAUUGAGAAGUGAGAGCUCUUAUGACAUAGAUAACAUUGUGAUUCCCAUGUCAUUAGUAGCACCAGCUAAGUUAGAGAAACUCCAAUAUAAGGAAAUACUUACUCCAAGCUAA
This is a messenger RNA of Propithecus coquereli (Coquerel's sifaka), 2752 nucleotides long. It is a transcript of the gene KANSL1L, whose product is annotated as KAT8 regulatory NSL complex subunit 1-like. The transcript is spliced from 14 exons. Gene Ontology annotation, cellular component: NSL complex. Gene Ontology annotation, molecular function: histone acetyltransferase binding. The record is from RefSeq and is a predicted model, not a curated record. NCBI's taxonomy places the organism in Eukaryota, Metazoa, Chordata, Mammalia, Primates, Indriidae.